UGUCAAAUAAUUAUGCCAUAAGAAAUAACCUAAAACAAAUUGCAAAAAUAAUAAAAUGUUUUUAACAUUAAAAUUACUAGGAAACAGACAUCCCUCAUUCAUAGCACGCACAGUAUUUGUUAAAAACAAUAAUGUGGAAGAUGCGUGUCGCUUGAUAAACAGAGUUCUCGGUAAAGAUGGUAUUUUAGAGCAAUACCGUCUUACCAGAUAUUACGAAAAACCUUUUCAGACAAGACGGCGUGUAAACCAUGAAAAAUGCAAAGCUAUCUAUAAUGAAGAUAUGGAGAGAAAAAUACAAUUUGUUCUUCGAAAAAACCGUCAUGAGCCAUUUCCAGGGUGCCAUUAAAUUAUAAUAUCUUAAUAUAACCUUUUUAUCAAAUUGAGUGUGGGCUGAUCCAUGCUUUGUAAUUUUUCCCCCAGAUAAUAUUAACUUAUUUAAUAUAUUUUAAGAGCAAUCAACCAUUUACAAAAUAUUACAGAUUUCAAAUAUUUGUGUCUUAUGGCAACAGCAAACAUAAAAUAAAAUAUUAGUACCCUCUUAUACUCACUACUCCUUAUUUUAUCUUAUAAUCUGUGGGAAAAAUACUCAGGCAUUUAGUCUAAGUAGUAUUUAUAAAUAAUUUUUAGUUUGGGAAAGUUAUGUAAAUAAAACAAUAUUGUUUA
Pararge aegeria (speckled wood butterfly) is the source of this 663-nucleotide messenger RNA. RefSeq names its product 28S ribosomal protein S21, mitochondrial (gene mRpS21). The transcript is spliced from 2 exons. NCBI's taxonomy places the organism in Eukaryota, Metazoa, Arthropoda, Insecta, Lepidoptera, Nymphalidae. Gene Ontology annotation, biological process: translation. The record is from RefSeq and is a predicted model, not a curated record. Bases 56 to 346 code for a protein of 96 amino acids. Gene Ontology annotation, molecular function: structural constituent of ribosome. Gene Ontology annotation, cellular component: ribosome.